Messenger RNA from Mercurialis annua (annual mercury), 1350 nucleotides. Its product is annotated as fructose-bisphosphate aldolase 2, chloroplastic. Bases 37 to 1227 code for a protein of 396 amino acids. The transcript has 6 exons. Gene Ontology annotation, molecular function: fructose-bisphosphate aldolase activity. The record is from RefSeq and is a predicted model, not a curated record. Gene Ontology annotation, biological process: glycolytic process; fructose 1,6-bisphosphate metabolic process. Gene Ontology annotation, cellular component: cytosol. Lineage: Eukaryota; Viridiplantae; Streptophyta; Magnoliopsida; Malpighiales; Euphorbiaceae.
AAUUUAGUGUUACACCUCAAGACUCUUCUAACAGAAAUGGCUUCUGCUUCUCUGAUCAAGACCUCACCGGUUAUUGACAAGUCAGACUGGGUCAAGGGUCAGUCUAUUCGCCAACCUUCUGCUUCCGUCGUUAGAUGCCAACCGGUCUCACCCUCUGCAAUCUCAAUCCGAGCUAGCUCUUACGCCGAUGAGCUUGUCAAAACCGCAAAAACGAUUGCAUCCCCCGGGCGUGGAAUCUUGGCUAUGGAUGAAUCAAAUGCGACUUGUGGAAAGCGUCUAGCAUCAAUUGGACUAGAGAACACCGAAGCCAACCGGCAGGCAUACAGAACGCUCCUAGUUAGUGCUCCUGGUCUUGGCCAAUACAUCUCUGGUGCUAUUCUCUUUGAAGAGACUCUCUACCAAUCUACAACCGAGGGCAAGAAGAUGGUGGAUGUGCUUGUUGAGCAGAACAUUGUACCUGGUAUUAAAGUUGACAAGGGUCUUGUUCCUUUAGUGGGGUCUAAUGAUGAAUCUUGGUGCCAAGGUCUUGAUGGUCUUGCUUCCCGCACUGCUGCUUACUAUCAACAAGGUGCUCGUUUCGCCAAAUGGCGUACUGUGGUGAGCAUUCCCAAUGGUCCAUCAGCACUUGCAGUGAAGGAAGCAGCCUGGGGUUUAGCUCGCUAUGCUGCUAUUUCUCAGGAUAGUGGUCUGGUUCCAAUUGUAGAGCCUGAGGUCUUACUUGAUGGCGAACAUGGUAUUGAGAGGACCUUUGAAGUAGCUCAAAAGGUUUGGGCUGAGGUGUUCUUCUACCUUGCCCAAAACAAUGUCCUGUUCGAAGGUAUCCUCCUCAAGCCGAGCAUGGUUACUCCCGGUGCAGAGUGCAAAGACAGGGCCACACCUGAGCAAGUUGCCGAUUAUACUCUCAAGCUCCUCAGCAGAAGAAUUCCUCCAGCAGUCCCCGGAAUAAUGUUUUUGUCUGGCGGGCAAUCUGAAGUAGAAGCCACCUUGAACCUGAAUGCAAUGAACCAAUCUCCAAACCCAUGGCACGUAUCGUUCUCAUAUGCAAGAGCACUUCAAAACACUUGCCUGAAGACAUGGGGAGGCGAAGCCGCGAAUGUGAAGGCGGCUCAGGAGACUCUGCUAAUCCGAGCAAAGGCAAAUUCUCUUGCUCAGCUUGGGAAAUACACAGGCGAGGGAGAGUCCGAGGAAGCCAAAGAAGGAAUGUUUGUCAAGGGUUAUGUCUACUAGUGAUAUAGAAGAAAUGAUGUUAAUGCUUAUCAUCAACAAGACCCUAAUGUUAUGUUUGUCAUUGUAGUAGCCUGUGUCAAGACUUCCUUUGUUUAUAGUAUGUUUCUAGCAACUUUUCAUUCA